AUGACUGAAAUGUGGCAGCGGCACUCGAAGCCUGUACAGCUAGCCUUCGCAAAAUUCAAAGCAACUUUCGACUUUGUUCAAUUCUUCAAUAUUCGCGCUGAUGGUGUUCCGAGAAAGUUAACUCGCCUAAUCGAGGACAUGAAUAAAAGAAGUACUGCUGCUGUUCGAACACUAGCUGAGCGUACUUCAUCAUUCGAAAUGGAAGCUGGAGUACGACAAGGGGCUGUCGCACGAUCUUUCUAG
Molecule: messenger RNA, 243 nt
Organism: Necator americanus (New World hookworm)
Lineage: Eukaryota; Metazoa; Nematoda; Chromadorea; Rhabditida; Ancylostomatidae
Exons: 1
Coding region: 1-243 (80 amino acids)
Source: RefSeq, a predicted model, not a curated record